AUGGUCCAUAACAUGAAAUUGGCUGAGGGUUGUUCUUCAUGUCUGCCUGCCGACGUCUCCAGAGAUAUCAACAAUGGAAAUAUCAAGGCAUCGAACGAUCUGCGACAAAGAUCUCUGAUCAUAGAUAGCAGUAGAUACGAUGAUGCUGGAUACUUUACCUUUGGACGUUCUGCAUCCAAUCUGCCGUUUGUUCCUUUCCUCUACCACGAUCUUCGGAUCCGGAUUUCCGGGUGCAAACAAUUGAUCCAAGAUGUUACGGAACUUACAGAAGACCCCCUUCGACGGCAGUGCUUCCGGUAUACCAGACGGCUGAAAAUCGAUGGCUGCAUGCCCAGACGAGUCGACAGCGACAGAGAAGAAGUUUUUGCGGAGUUUGGCGAGCGCAACGAUGAUGAUGAUGACGAUUGGGGAGAUGGCGGUUUCGAUGACUAUGACGACCUGGAACCUGAGUAUCAUCCAGGCCCGAUUUGUGAUUAUAGAGAAGAUGAGCCCGAUGAAUCGGCUCGCGCAUGGGCACCACUGGCCACCAUGGUUUCAAAGCUUCAUCAUCUGACUGACUUGAUCUACGCAUGCGAGAACCAGUUCCCCGCCUGCUUGCUUCGGGUUCUGCAUAUCCAUCAUGCCACCUGUCGUCUCGACCUGCGGACCUUUCGGUUUCGAAGUCUGCGAGACAUGUCGACCGAUUCGCAUGAGCUCAGCCUGGCCACUUCUCCUUGUCUACAUGCCCUGAGCGUCCGAUAUUGCUCGCGUGAUCUCCUCGAUCAGGAUGAUUUCAACAAAGAGGCUGUUUUGCGGACUGUGGCGGGACUCGCGCCCAAUUUGAGAAAAGUGGGCAUGCUCUGCUGCAUGGAGGGAGGUGUUACUGCGCAACACUAUAUUCAACCGACCUGGAAAGGUUUUGUGCCGGAUGAUGGGACCACGAAACUUGGAGCGCUCACAUCGCUUUUCUCGAGUGAGGUGUUCACCAAACAGGAACUGGAGACAUGGAGUCGGCAUACCGAUUUCAGCAAACUGCGAUCGUUGUCCAUAAUGCCGACCAUCGAGGCACUCGCGGACGCGGCAGUCAACCAGAGAUUUCCAUCCUUGGAAAGGCUGGUUCUGAAAAUGCCCAGGGGCGAAAACGAACGGAGUUUACGAUCCGCGUGUGAAAUGUUCCUGGACAGUUUGAAUCCGUUAUCGACUUUACGGAUCCACGCAUCUAUUAUUGAUGCGUCACUGCGAGAUCGAAUCUUUCAGCAACAUGGAGCGACAUUGCGCGACCUGGCUUUCCCACCUCGUACCCUGAAAGACAUCCUGCGAAUGAGAGACAGCUGUCCGUUCCUAGAAAUCCUGAGAAUUCAGGUCAAGCGAUCAAUGUCGGAUCGCCGCGAAACACGCUUCUACGAAGUUCUCGGCACUCUGCCAUGUCUGAGAAAGCUUUCCUUGGACCUCGAUUGCUCAUUAGCGGAGACGGAGCUGUUUUCAGAUGACAUCGUGGAGACCUUUGAUGACUUUGAUCGAGAAUUGUUUGGACCAACUGCUUGGUGGCGCAACGGACAUAUACGCAACGGCCUGAUCAACGCCGCCGUGGACGAGGCUCUGGUCCGCUCGAUCUGGGACAUCAUCGCCACCAACAAGCCGGGGUGUUCGUUGAAAUACCUGAAAGUCAUUAGUGGGAUGGGAGAUAAUCCUAUCUACCCAGGCGGCGUUGGCGUGAUGGAUCGGCUCCGUCAACUGAGACGCUCAUACGUAUUGACAAGCGAAAGUGACAACGGAAAGGUCACCCAGCUUCGUGAAUUAGGGAAGAUGAAGCGAGACGAGGCGUUUAAUGCUACGCAACGACGCGUGGCUUACUGGCUAAAGGUGGGAGGAAACAUGGCUGAAUCAGUUAGCCGUCGCGAGCCGGUCGAUCGAGUUUUCAAAAGACUAUGGCCGCCGAAGACGGACAGUCGAGAUUGGCGCGACGACUGGAGCAGUCGACCACUUCAGAGAGAGUAG
Rasamsonia emersonii CBS 393.64 is the source of this 1977-nucleotide messenger RNA. RefSeq lists its product as uncharacterized. The record is from RefSeq and is a predicted model, not a curated record. The transcript has 3 exons. Lineage: Eukaryota; Fungi; Ascomycota; Eurotiomycetes; Eurotiales; Trichocomaceae. Bases 1 to 1977 code for a protein of 658 amino acids.